Messenger RNA from Westerdykella ornata, 4539 nucleotides. RefSeq lists its product as uncharacterized. Gene Ontology annotation, molecular function: ATP binding; protein serine/threonine kinase activity; protein serine/threonine/tyrosine kinase activity. The transcript is spliced from 5 exons. Gene Ontology annotation, biological process: peptidyl-serine phosphorylation; peptidyl-threonine phosphorylation. The record is from RefSeq and is a predicted model, not a curated record. Bases 1 to 4539 code for a protein of 1512 amino acids. Lineage: Eukaryota; Fungi; Ascomycota; Dothideomycetes; Pleosporales; Sporormiaceae.
AUGGCUGCUCACACAACACGAAUCCCCCCGACGAGUACUGGGGAGAGCAGUUUACCCAUACGGCCCACCAAUUCGGCGGCUAACGACUCGAGUGCAUCUGGUGAAAUGGACGGCCCUACCCGCCGCAAGUUCCCCCGGACGCUCAGCGGCAACGACAACACCAAUUUGCGCAAAGCAAGCACGAGCUCGACAACGUCUGCACCUCGACCGCCGCAGAAUGACAGCACCAAGUCGGGCUUCAGGGGCCGCCGGCUCUCAGUACGCGAUCAACACAAAGGCCCUCUCGGACCACGGCCGCUCGACACUUCGAAACAAAGGGUGGCUUCCAAUGCGAGCAUCGCCUCCCAGCAUGUCCCAUCGGCCGCCAACCGCUCUUUCCUGCCCACCUCGACCAGCGAGACCGUCCUCCCUGAAUCUUCGCGAGCCGCAAAUCCACGCUUCAGUUUCGGAAAACACAACGACAAUCUCAACGACUCGACUGGCUCCAGCGCCGCCUACGACUUCCUGCCCUCGGUCAACUUUGAUGACUUUCACGCUAGCAUCGCCGCCUACGAGCCCGCUCUGAGCGACUUCCCAGCGCCGGGAAGUGGCGGCAUCGGCCUCUUUCCUACUACCGUACCUGCCACACAAGCUCUCCUUCAGACCAGCAUGGGCUCCGAUGAACCCAUUUCUGAUGUAGUCAUUCCUUCGACAGGGACCGGGACACGACCCGCCCGUAGCACGACCCUCAUGCGCCGUUUUAGCCAGUCGCGAACACACAAUAGCGCUUCCCCAGUCGGUACCUCAGGCGGAACCAGUUCGAUGCCUCCACCGCCCGCCGGGGCCUCCGUUCGCAGCCGUCGCCAAAGCCACUUACCCGCCCAAGCUCCCCCAAACCCUGCCGCACGAGCCCCGCGUAAGUCGAUCGGCCCUGGCAUGGUACCGUCGGGCCUGGACGGUCGUGAUGUGCGCAAUGAGAUCCCCAAGCUAAACGGUGAAAAUGUGCAAGUCCGAAUCGGCCGGACACCCUCCUUCAGUCAAGGGGGACGACGCGACUUGCCGGCGAACUUGAAUGCCAGGACUGAAGCACAGAGAGUCAGCAGUAACGCUAGGGCUACGAAAGCGAAGUCGAUGCACGCCCCCCCAAAACAGCAGGGCUUUCUGAGUGCAGCUACCUCGACGCCCGAGCACCAGGCGGAGGGCCCAAUCACCCAGAACCGAACCCCUGGAAAGACACCUGCGCAGCGGACGCAUACGCCGUCAACGUCCUCAAGUAGACGACAGUCCACAAUGCACCACGUGAGCGGCCUAGGGGCCCGGACCAUCAGCCCAACGGAUGCGCUGCGCAUGAAGAGGCUAUCAAUGAAUCCCAACGCAAUGGGCGUACCCGCAGGUCCUCCAACCCCGCAAGGAGAGUUCUCUUUUGACGAGCGAGGCCUCAAUCAAUCGCCUGCCAUGAUCUUCAGGAAAAGCGUAACACCGUCAUCAGCGCGCGGUACUCCUGAACAAAAGCGCAAAUCCUAUGCUUCAGGGAUAUCAUUAUCGUCGAACUCGAGCUUGAACUCGCUCAAGGUUACUACGUCUUCCAUGCUUCUGCGUGGUAACCCUGCCCUUUCAGGCUCUCGACUUCCUACUCCGAAGCCCAGAAAUGUGCAUAGCUCUGCAGCAGGAGAAGACGAUGAAGACGUCCCCCCUGUUCCGGCGAUACCAAAAGCAUACGAGUCUCCAAAGGACCCAGACCACACCAGCUUCUCGUUCCUCGCUGCCACCAAAUCGUCUAUGCCGCAACCUUCACGACAACAUCGGGCGCCCACUCCCGACCUUGAUAGUGGUCCUGAUCAGAACACCGAGACUUCGGGCAGUGACCCGAACACCACAGAUCCUACCAAGAAGGAGGGACCACCUAGGCAUCGUAGAGGACUGACACUCGGCUCAAGCGACGUGGAUAAGACCCCAGUGUUGCCUCGCAACACCAAGAAGAACCUACAGCCCAUCAGGCUCCCACCUUUGACGCUGCUCCCACUCGGUACUCCUUUCAACAAUAGGAUCUCUUCUUUUCCCGCUCCGUCAAGCGAGGUGGACGACCGAAGUGUGACACCGCCACCGAAGCGUGCUAGCAAUAAAACGCCAAGCACACCCAUGACCGCGUCCAAGGCCACCUUCUUCUCGAAGUCGCACCCGGAUCCCUUUGACACAAAACACCUUCGCAGCAGCAGCUCUGCCUAUAACCUUCGUCGGCCGGACUCCUCGCUUCCGGCCGCCUCCGCGAUGCCGGUACCGACUCUCAACCCUGGACGACAGGCUACGACGCCGUUUGCAUCAAACUCAUUGCCCAAGGGUGGUGGCGACUUCGCGAGAUUGUACUCCAGGCCUAGCGGUGAAUACCAGAUCAGCGAUUUGGAUGUGGAAAUGCAGAGCUUACGAGUCAAUGGUCCGCGUGCUCAACCGAAAACUGAGCCAUCAUCGGCACACACUACGUCAACUGAACCAGAAACACCCUCCUCUGCGUCGUCGCUGAGACGAAAGCUCAGUAUAAGUGGCUGGCGACGUAGCUCAUCGAAGGCUGCCACUCAUGUAUCGCAUGGUUCGCAAUCACAAAACAUACCAAGAAGAGUGGAGCAGACCCAGCAGCCGCAGAAACCUAAUGACAUGCCCCCUCCCAGGCUACCAGCCUCUGCCGCGUGGAAUGGAUCUUUGGGAGGUAGCCCCACUCCUUCGAACCGCACUCGGCCCUCUCUUGAUUUCUCUCGGAGGAAGCCAUCGACGGCUACAAUCGCAAGCGACACGGAGCUGGACAAGCAUGGAGACCAGCAGAAGAGCAAGAUCAGUGUUCGAAUUCCUUCUAGCCAUGCCGAUCUGUCCGGUAACAAGCCAGGUGCCUCCCUUUUGACACCAGUACAGCGAAUGCUGGGUUCAAAGAGCUCCACGAGCGUACUGAGAGCCCGCCAUCUUGAGUCCAACCUUGAUAGGGAAGAUCUGGCCGCUGACGAGGAGAUGCGAAAGUUGGCUUCAAAACGGAGAUCUUUUGAGCAAGCCGCCCGUCAAGUGGAUGAGCUGAGGAAACGGGCGCGGCCGCAAGAGCGGGUAACGCCAGCGCAGGCGCUCCAAAUGGUCAAUUUGAACAUCUUUGAGAGAGGAGAAAUCAUCGACUACAAGGAAAUCUAUUUCUGCGGCACAAAGAACGCGAAGAAGAUCGUGGGAGAUCUGAGCCAACAAGCUCUCAACUUUGGCUAUGACGAUGAGAGGGGUGACUAUAAUAUCGUUCUUGGGGACCAUCUUGCAUACCGAUACGAGGUGGUUGACGUUCUCGGGAAGGGCAGUUUUGGGCAGGUUGUUCGCUGUGUGGACCAUAAGAUGGGUCUGUUGGUGGCAGUCAAGAUCAUUCGCAACAAGAAGCGCUUCCACCAGCAGGCUCUCGUGGAAGUCAAUAUCCUUAAAAAGCUCCGCGAAUGGGAUCCCGACAACAAGCAUAGCAUGAUCAACUUCACCCAGAGCUUCUAUUUCCGUGGCCAUCUCUGCAUCUCCACCGAGCUGCUCGGGAUGAACUUGUAUGAGUUUAUCAAGGCGCAUGAAUUUAAGGGUUUCUCGCUGCGGCUCAUUCGACGCUUCUCCAAGCAGAUACUCAGCUCCCUGAUCCUCCUACGAAGCCAUCGGGUCAUCCACUGCGAUCUGAAGCCGGAGAACAUCCUGCUCGCGCACCCACUGCAUUCCGAGAUCAAGGUCAUCGAUUUUGGCUCAAGCUGCUUUGAGAACGAGAAGGUGUACACGUACAUCCAGUCGCGAUUCUACCGCUCACCCGAGGUCAUUCUUGGCAUGAGUUACGGAUUGCCGAUUGACAUGUGGAGUCUGGGAUGUAUCCUUGCCGAGCUCCUCACUGGCUAUCCCAUCUUCCCUGGAGAGAACGAGCAGGAACAGCUCGCUUGCAUCAUGGAGAUUUUCGGGCCGCCAGAGAAGCAUCUGAUUGAGAAGAGCAGUAGGCGGAAGUUGUUCUUCGAUUCCACGGGCAAACCUCGGGUUACAGUGUCUAGCAAGGGACGACGACGAAGGCCUAGCUCCAAGACACUCCAACAAGCUCUCAAAUGCGACGACGAAGCCUUCCUUGACUUCAUUGCGCGAUGUCUCCGGUGGGACCCGGACCGCCGUAUGAAGCCGGACGAAGCGAUGCUCCACGAGUUCAUCACGGGCAACAGGAAGCCCGCACGACCGCGGACAGCGGUGAAUGGCAGCGGGGCAGCUUCGUCGCCUAUGAAGCGCUUGCCUCCAGCCCAAACGCCUCAACAGCGUACCCGUCCCCUACCGGAGCCUCCUGUCACCAGCCUUCGGAACGGGCAGCCGGCGAACACGAACGUUGAAGGGCCCAGGCAAUCGCCAGUCAAAGGGCCCAGGCGCAACUCGACGGUACAUGGAGCACCCAGUGCCACGGCGGUCAAACGAGCCGCAAACGGAGCGCCGCUCCAUGCAACGAGCAGCCUUCCACGAGCGGCGCAACGAAGCUUCUCGGGGAAGCCAGACCUCGCCUCUGCAGCCGCAGUGGCUAGCCUCCAAAAACAACCACGCUGA